CGAAUUCGGUUAAUUUACUUUUUAUUUUCCCCCUAACACGAGGAAAGUGGUACACCGUUUUUUAGACUUUCGGUGGACCAGAGAGCGCAAACUGCCUUUAAUGUGAAAUACUUGGCACCCUCAGUGGUGAACAGGAGGACAUCGGGGCGGGACGGCGGGCAUGGACAUGUUUCGCGCUGCCAGAACUGAGGUGCCCCCCGGCCGCAACUCGGGGCGAGGGGGCUGCGGGUGCUGCGGGGCGGGCAGGUGGGCGGGGAGCGCUCACGGCUGCCCCCAGGGGCACAGGGCCCGCCCGCCCCAGCCCAGAACAUCCCGUCCUGUCCCACCUCUCGCGCUGGCGCCGGCUCCAUCCCCUUCUCCCCGGGCCGGCGCCGCGCCCCCGCCAGCCCCGCGGAGCCGGGUUGGGCAGCCCGGGAGGCGUCUCCUCUGCAGCCCCCGCCCCCCCGCGCCGGUGCUGAAGCGCCUCGGCCGCUCCCCGGCAGCACCCCCGGGACAGCAGCACCCGGGCCUCCCUCCCUGCUGCCCGGCCCGGGCUCUCCCGCCGCUACUCCGCUGCAGAGGACACCUCAUGGAAAAUAAAUAAAUUAAUUCCCCCACUCACCCCCGCGGCCGGGAGAGGAGCCGGCGGCGGCCGCGGGAUUAGAUCCAGUCCGAGCUAGAGACCAGUCUAGUUGGAGAAGAGUCAGAGACCAAAAAUGCCACCUGCAACAGGAGCACCAGAUUACCCACCUCCUGAUGGAGGCUGGGGAUGGGUUGUGGUCUUCGGGGCUUUUAUCUCCAUUGGAUUUUCUUACGCCUUCCCCAAAGCUAUCACAGUGUUCUUCAAAGAAAUACAAGAGAUCUUCCACACAUCAUAUAGUGAGAUAGCUUGGAUAUCAUCGAUAAUGUUGGCUGUCAUGUAUGCAGGAGGUCCCAUAAGCAGCAUUUUGGUGAAUAAGUAUGGUAGCCGGCCUGUGAUGAUAGCAGGGGGUAUCCUCUGUUCUUUUGGAAUGAUUGCAUCCUCUUUCUGCAAUAGUGUCCUUGAGCUGUAUAUAUGUAUCGGUGUGGUUGGAGGUCUGGGUUUAGCAUUCAACUUACAGCCUGCCUUGACCAUGAUUGGCAAGUAUUUCUAUAAGAAGCGUCCCAUCGCUAAUGGAUUGGCAAUGGCUGGAAGUCCGGUGUUUCUGAGCACAUUGGCACCUCUCAAUCAAUUCCUCUUUAAUGCUUUUGGCUGGAAAGGAAGCUUUCUUAUUCUGGGAGGACUUCUUUUGAACUGCUGUGUGGCUGGGUCACUUAUGAGACCUGUUGGACCAAAAAAAGUUCCUCCUGUGAAAAAAGAUGUUGAAAAAGGCACAGGAGAUUCUGCCUUGCACAAAAACAACAAGAAGUCUUGUUGGCAAACUAUGAAUAAGUAUCUAGAUCUGUCCCUUUUCAAACACAGAGGGUUUCUGAUAUAUCUGUCAGGAAAUGUCAUUAUGUUUAUUGGUUUCUUUGCUCCGAUAGUGUUCUUGGCUCCUUAUGCCAAGCACAAGGGAAUUGAUGAAUAUUCUGCUGCUUUUUUGCUCUCUAUCUUAGCCUUUGUAGACAUGUUUGCUAGGCCUUCCAUGGGACUUGUAGCAAACUCCAGGUUUAUCCGGCCAAAGAUCCAGUAUUUUUUUAGUUUUGCUGUCUUGUACAAUGGUGUCUGUCAUAUCUUGUGCCCUCUGGCAAAAAAUUACACUGGCUUGGUGAUAUAUGCUGUAUUUUUUGGGUUUGCAUUUGGAAUGGUUAGCAGUGUUCUUUUUGAGACAUUGAUGGACCUUGUUGGAGCUGCCAGAUUUUCCAGUGCGGUGGGACUUGUCACCAUUGUGGAAUGUUGCCCUGUGCUCAUAGGCCCUCCUCUAGGAGGUUGGUUAGUAGAUGUUACUGGUGAAUAUCAGUACAUGUAUUUUGUCUGCGGAGUGAUUGUGACUGUGGCCAGUAUCUGGUUGUUCAUUGGCAAUGCCAUCAACUACAGGCUUUUGGCAAAAGAAAAGAAGUUAGAAGAUGAGAAACAGAAAGCACAGAAGAAUGCUGACCCAAAGGAAGCAGAACCAUUAACAAACAAUGAGAACGAAGAUGCUUCCAGCAGAGCUGAUAAAGCUGUUGAAGAUCCAUCAGAAAGAGAAACCAAUAUUUAGUCUGAAAUUAUAGCUCAGAAGGCAACAUUUAUGACUUCCAUUAGGAAUAUGUCUUCAAGACACAGGCCAGGUUUUGUGGUAAUAAUGAUCAGUCACAAUAUUGGAUGGGAACAGAUUUUUCCCCUAUGGCAAGACUCAAAGCUAAAUUACUAUCUACAGUUUAUUUGUUUCAGUGAUAAAAAAUUAUGAUUACAGAGCUAGUGACUCAAUGCAAAUGAGUCCAUUAAAUUUUGACUCUGGACGAUCAAGAGUCAGACAAACCAGGCUAUAAAGCCUUCCUGUGACAAACAGUUUUGUUUCAGAAGGGUAUCUGGUGCAAAAGUAUCUCCUACUCUUAUUUGGGAAGAUACUUGCAUUCAUCUUUAUGAUGUGGUUAAAGUCUAUUGAAAUAAUCUGCCCAAAUUCUACUUACCAUUAAUAUUAAAGAGAAGAUAAAGUCAAAGAUUUGUUUCAAAAGAGACAUAAUACCUGACCAUAGCACACUGAAACAUUCUUCUCUUUUGUACACCCACUACAUAAAAAUAUGGCUGCAUAAGCAAUUAUGGAUAUAAAAGUUAAGUAUAGGAGACAAAUAAUUGGUGAACACACCUCUAAAAUGCAAUUAAAAGCUGAUUUACAAUAUAUUCCAGAAGUAGUUUCCUCCAGUUAUAGCUGAUUACAUAGUACUUCAACAUAUACAUUUGAAUUCAAAGUAUGUUCACACCUUGCUAAUUCAAGCUAGCUAAAAUCUGCCUGUACAUAAAAGGUUUAAACUCAAGAUUUGCAUUUCUAACAAGAGUGGCAAUCAGUUUGUUGACUGUGUAUUCCUCUGUAGCUGAAGGUUCUGGAUCAGACUGUGAAGCCAUUUUCCUAAAGGGACUGGAUUCAUAAUCUGCUGAUGUUAAAAGGAUACUAACCCUUGGCUUUUGUGGCCUUAAUGAGUUUCAUGACAAUGACUUCAAAGUAGAUGCUUGGCUUUAUUGACAAGUCGUUAGUUUGAUGGUUUCUUGAGAGGAGACUGAAGAUCUAACUUCAGAUCUUUGCAGAUGGGUAGCUUCCCAGUUCCCACUUCCCUUUCCCAGGAAUUUAGUGAAAAGCUACUUCUUUUUUUGUAUUGCUGCUUUGAGCAAAAAUGCUGCAAGGCACCUUGACAAUGCCAGUCUGGAAGCUUUGUAUUGACACAUCAGUUUUAUGCAGGAUGUUUAGUCUUGUGUCUACAAUUUCAUGCAGACCAUCAUAUAAAUUAAAAUGUACACAAUUGUUCCUCUUCCUUUAGACAAAACAAGGCAUAAACCUACAAUUUACUUUACACAAAUCAUUUAAUACUGCAUUUGAAAGAUAAAAGUGCAAGCUUCUGAAGAUAAUAUGUGAAACUAUUUCUGUUCUAUUUCUAAGUAAGGAAAGGUGCUAUUCAUUUUGGAGGGAUGCUUGUAAAUGCCUCAAAAAUUGUGAAAAUUAAGGGUCUGAUUCAUAAAACAUUUAUGCACUGUUUAUGCAGGAUACACCUACACUCAAUUCCAGGAAAAGAAAAUUAUUCAUUUUAAUCCUCUUCUAAAUCUCAAAAAGUUGGAAAUAUAUUGGACAGAGUGAUAAACACUAACUGUGAUAAGCACACUUUGAAGUGCCAAUAACAAAAUUAAAAACUCAAUAGUAAAAUCUAGUAGAUAUGGGAGGGCUUUUAAGUUAUUUCUUAUUAUUUUCAAUAUUAUUUUAAUUUUUCUUCUAAAAAUGUUGAUAGUGCUUGAUUCUGUUUUACUGGUUUAUCAUUUUAUAAAGUUCCACAGUAAUGAUGAUUUUUUAAAAUUUUCUCAUCACUGUUUUGGGGAGAAACAUGAAUUUACUCUCAGCAUGGUACAGAAUUUAAUACCUGCUUUUUACCUAGUUGUAUUCAGGAAAACCAAAUUUCUCCAACAAAUCCUGUAAAAUUUUAGGAGCAUCAGAAUCAAAAUAUAUGCAUUCCAGAGUUUUGAGAUAAAAUAUGGUUGCAUGUUCAGACUCGAGCCAUGUACUUUGAAAAGAGGAAUGAUUCAGCCCCAGUAAAAUUAGAGUUCCUCUCCCAAGCCCAAGCUUCAGAGAGUAAGCAAAAACAUUGCACCUCCCUCUGAACCUUAGCCUUGCCAGCACCCCAUGACAUGAAGCAUUGCUCUUUUUUUGGUUGUACAAACAUAUUGAGUGAAUUCCAGGAGCUGUGAAGGCUUUGUGUGCCCACAGCCAGAAAGGGAUGAAUUUCAUAGAUACUAAGCUUUCAUACAGUAAGGAUUUUCAGUUAUAAAUACUGGAUUGUGAAAGACGAACUGAAAUUUUAGCUGAAGAGUGGUCAUCAGGAAUAUCACUCUGCUCUUGAUAGCCGCUGAUAGAAAUGCAGAGAUUAUUUGAAAAGAGAUUAAUACAGGAACUGAACCAAAAAGUCUGAGGUAAAAUUGUAGGUGCUUAUCGUUACCUCUUUGCAAUAAAGGAGCAUGAUUAAGAAUAAGGGUAGAAUACAAGUGUCAACUUUUGACUGAAGGCUGUUAAAAGUUGCUGUUGAGUAAAUAAAGGAUUCAGAAAAAUGAUGAUAAAAAGAAGUCUCUCAGGAAAUAUGCAGGCAACUUGCCUGUUCUAUGCAGGAUCUCAGAAUACAAAACAACAUGGCAUAGGAAAUAAGGGAAAAACAAAGUUCCUUGAGCCAUAGACACAUCUGACCACUGGCAGCAAAAAUUAUAUCACUAUCUCAGAGAAAUAAAAAUUUCUAUAAACACUCUACAGAGAUGCUACUCUUUUGUUUCUGGUCUAUUAUGUUAAAAGGUAAUAGAACUGCAAGAGCUGCUUUACCACCACUCACCAGUGUGCAGCUUUUGAUCCCAUAAGGCAAAAUGAUGUGGCAGACAACUAGAGCAAUAUAAAGUAAGAAGAGCCAAGUUAAACAUUUCCUUACACCUCUUUCAUUACUCUUUCUCUUAAUAAUAGCAACAAAAUAAAAGCCAUCAGCAUACUCUUGAUACUACUGAAUAUUAAAGAAGUUAAAACCCAGAGAUGAGUGAAGAAAAUUGGAACUGUAUCUAUGCAAAAACUAUCUUGAAUUAAAAACCUGUGUCUUCCAAAUAACGGGUCCUAAAGGGGCAAUUGCCUGGUAUAGGUAGCUAUUAUUUCUAAAUGAAAUUAUAAUAAUAAAUUGCAUUGAAUCAACUUUAUUCUGAACAUCAAAGCAGCGAAAUGAGUAUAACUUGUCUUCAAACCCUGAAUAUCACUCCUACUUGCACUGACCUGUAAUUUGAACUAUAAAUAAUUUCAUCGCUACAUUUCUGCUUUUGAGAUUAGACCUGGGUAUAUAGACAAUUUCUCUGAAUUGCUCUGGUUUCUCUUAAUUACCUCACCCUCAGUUUGAACCACUGAAGGGUUAGCACGGAGCCAUUCCCCUGAUCAGUGAUGAAGAAAUGUACUCCGAAUUUCUAGCACUUGUCUCUUAUGAGCUCUAAGAAUCUGUAGUCUCAGUCAGUGCAAGCAAAUCCUUAAUUGAUCUUGUUCUCAUUUAUACUCAUGUAUACUUCAUUCUUUUAAUUUCUCUACUGCAGUAUUGCUAAGCCUGAUUACCCUUUUUCUCGUCUAGAAAAAAUAAUGCAAAAAUUUUAAAACUAGUAGGAAGAUGGAUAGCAUAAAUAAUAUUUUCCCAAUUUCAUAUCAGGGUUAAAUUUCAAGUUGUUUUAAAGUACACAUCCAGAUACUUCUUUCUCUUUUUUUUUUUUUUUUUUUUUUUGGGGUUUUUUUGGCUUUUGGUUUUUUUGGGUUUUUUUUGUUUUUUUUAUGUCAUAUACUCUAUUAGCUGGAGAAUUCUCCUGUAUUGCCCUUUCCAAUUCCAGAGAAAGACUCUUCACUCAUAAUUCUCAUUACUAUUUCAGGAAUGUAUCAAAAUUUCACCCCUCCCAUCUCUCCCCAUUGAACUGUGGUUGCAAUUGUUAAUUCUGUAUUUCCAUGAAGUUCAGAAAAGCAUCUUUUUAUAUGGAAGACUACAGUGCUUUUAUUUCAGGAGUGUGUUUUGUGAACUGCUGUGACAGAGGUAGGGAAAAUCUUACUUCAUCUUCAAAUACAUUUUUUUAAGUGAUGCUGUCCUUAUUGAGAGGAGGUACAGCUUUACUUACUGGUGAAGUGAAUGGCAGCAAUUUCACUGACAUUGAUGCAAAUUCACAUGCAUUUUAAUGAUCAUGUUGCAUAUCAGCAUCCACUGUGCUUAAAAAACAUUUGGCAAUGUGUACAUGAUUUUUCCUCCCAGAGAAUUCUCAUUCCUUUUAAAUGUUCCCCACCUGCACCCCAUACUUAAUUUUGAUGUAACAAAAAAUUUGGUCGGGGUAUGUAGUGACUUAUCUUUAAUUCUUUCUUGGUUUUUUUUCAUGAAAUGACACAUUUUCCAUGUUGCCAAAUGCAACAUUUUUCACUUCCUUCUUUCAUGUCUGGUUGUGAAUAUUAGUGGAGAGGUACUGGUAUACAUAAGUUAAAGAUACCACAUGCAGCCAGAUUUUGGACUGCUUUGAGGAUUUCACUAAACAAAACCAGUCACCACUUUUAUGGAUGACCAUGCUAUAAAUGACACUGACAAUUUUGCCUAUAACAAAAUUGAACCAGGCAAUUUUUGUUAGUUUCUCUAUAGAUGACUAUUUUUGUACUCACAGAGAGGAAUAUAAAGGGAAUUUUAAAAUAAUUAUUUUCAGAGAUGGCUUUCCAGUUUUAAUAAGACUGUUUGGAAUUUUUGGGGGUGGGUGCACUUCUGAUAUUUUUGCAAAUAUAUAUAUAAUGAAAGUGCUUGCAUGUACUGUCACAUUUUUGAUCAGAAUUUGCAUAAGCAUUGCUGUGUGAUUUCAACAUAAUUUGCAUGUUGUAGUUUUGCAGUUCAAAUUUUUCUCAUCGUCUACCUCUCAGUUGAAGUUUGGAGACUUGCACAACCCUGUAAGAAUAGAGUUAACAAAAUGCAUAAUGGUAAAACCUGUACAGACUAUUGGAAAGUCUCCCAAAUAUUUAAAGCUGCUUACACUUCUGUUUUCAAGGCAGGGCAUAUCUGUGAUCACAUCUUUGUAUCUGUUCACAUAUCUUUAAUCUUAACCCAUACCUAUGAAGUUUUUGCAUCACUGGUCUGGUUUGAAAACUCAAUGUGUCAUUUAGCUAUCCAAAGUCCAAUGAUCUUUCUGUGAGAUGCUGGCUACUAUUCUUUUUUGUUUUCUUGCAAUUUCUGAGUUAGGGAAAUUAGCAAAGUUAAUAUAUCCAAACAGUUUAUAAAAUUAUUACAGAACAUUUUGCAUUUUGCAUCCCUGAAAAAAAAAAAUUGUGUUUCUGGUUUAGAAAUAAUAGCAGAUUUCAGCUUGCUUUUCCUUUUAUGGGGCAGUUGAAGGAAGUACUCACAAAAUAUUAGAUUGGGGUCAAGGAAUGAUGAUUAUUCCUCAUAUGCUCUUUACAAAACCAGAGAUGAUUGUUCCUUCAAAGAUAUUCUUCAAACCAUUCUUGCCUUCUAGGACCUAGUACAUGGUCCACUAAAGCCAACAUAAAAAUACCAAUCAAGGAGCUUUACCAAACAUUUGAGGUGAUGUGGCUUCAGUGGAGAUUUCAGCCUUAUUUUCUCCAUUCCAAAUCUCAGGACCAUCAGAUAUGACACAGCAAACACAGCUGGCAAAUUUUCUAUGCCUGCAUAAUAUUCCUAAUGAAUCAGUCCCUAAAUUAACGCACAAUAUGUAUUAUUUUAGUAGUCUAUGUAAAUAAAUUUUUAAAAAAAUCCCACCAUACACUCUGAAUGUAGAUUAUAAAAUACAGAGGAUAUAUUUGAAUAAGUAUCCAAACAAGUCUGUUAACCCCAAAGGAAAUUAUUUCCUUUCAAGCUUUCUUUGAGCAUUUAUAACCUUCAUUUUUCUUAUUUCCAGAGAAAAUGGUUUAUGUUGUCUGUGAAUGUAUAUAUGGACAUAUAUAAGGGAAUAUAUAUGCAGAUGUGGUAUGUGUGUAUAUAUGUAUUCCCCUAUAUAUAAAACUCUAAUUUAUAUAUAUUAUAUAUAUUUCUGUAUAUAUAAAAUAUAUAUAAUGCUUUAGAGUAAGUUGCAUAUUGUGCCUGAUAAAUGAAACAUAAUUGUAAGCAAAUAAAAAACUUCCACAAAUGACAGAAAAAUUUUAAGUUUUUUUUUGUAAGGCCAUAUGCUAUUUUUCAGUUUCUGCUAGAUUUAUUUUUAGUAGAAAUUAAUUGAAAUGCUGCAGUAUUACAUAACACUGGUUUCCAACCAUGACUCAGUUGAAAGCAGCCCAAGAUCACUGAGAAUGUUCAUUGAGGUAGAUGGCAAAACCUACAUUGUUGGUGAACUUGUUGGUGGGGUGUCAUUGCUGUGGAAAUAUUAACUAAAUGAUCUCUGAACAACUGCAACCAAUAUACUGAGUUUUCAGCUAAUGUGAUAUGUAUGACCAGUUCAUACAAAAUAUUGGUGGACAUGAUAUUUUUUGGAACAAGUAUGGAAAGUGAGAAUACUCAAGCCCCUGUAAACAAUAUUCCUGUUAGAUUAAUAUGUGAAAUUCUCCAGAAUAUUAGUCAUUAAAAACGCUGACAAUAUAUCAUACCUUUUGCAAGUUUUGGUGGUUUCAAUUGGUCUGCAAGUAGGCAAGCCCAUGAAAAGUCUACAUUUGGCUCUCACUCUUUAAAACAGUUAUACCUUAAAAUUGCUGGGAGAUUUUUCAGAGUGGUACAUAAGUAAUUUACAUAAAUUCACUUCCUCGAAGAGUGAUACAGCUGCAUUUUCCACUUACAGCCUACUUGGAAAGUUCACCGUAUCUGCAGUUUAUCAACAGAACCUGGUAUUGCUAUGCAAUAAUUAAACAUGCAGUAACCACUGUUGUUGACUAAUAAAGUUGUUUCUUCCUUUCUGUAUUUUGCAAUACUGUAUGGUUUUUACUUGAAUAAAUUGGCUAGAUUUUUUUUGACAAUCAUUUAUUAGCUAGAGGUGCUAUUUAUUUUCCAAAGAGAUAUGAGUGAAUGAUAACUUUCUAGAUGCCAAAUCUUUUUUUUGACCUGAAAAAAUUCAUUGUUCAUAAUGUAUAUUAACCCUGUAAAGUGCUUAUGCAUUGCAUUAAAUUGUAUUUAAAUGCAUUUUUGUUCAUUAACUUCUAUUCCAGGCUUGUACUACUGUGUAAUAUGUCGUUUGUCCAUAUAUAUUUAUGGGAAAUUACAAUGAAAAUUGUGUAUAAUAAGCAAUUGGGAGAAAAAAAGAAAAAUUAAAAUAAAAUUUCCAUGUAAAGUUUUUCUGAAAGGAUGCAAAUUCUAUUUCUUAGGCUCCUUAAUAGUAUAUUAUUUACACCUUCAGAAUGUGCAAAUAUUCAUAGAUGGAUUCACUAUUCAGUUGUAGCAGAGGACUCAAAGUCAUUUCUUGUUGCAUACAGAAACAGAACUUCAAGAUUUCCUGUGGAGAAAAGCUACUGCUAGUAGCAGAACAUUGUACCAACCCCUUGCUAUUCCUAAUUUCACCAUCUGGACACCAGGGAUUCUUUUCCCCAUUACUUGGACUUGGAUUUCGUGCUAUAUUCCUUGUGCAUGGAAUGUUAUUCCUUAGUCACCAAUACUCAUUUUGCUACAGAAGAGGAAUUUAUCCAUGUGUCUUGAAAUAGUGUAUGUAGAUAAGUCUUACUUUGUAUCCUCUGAAUAUUGUCUGUUCCUAUGUUUUUGUAAAUUGACUUCACUCUAUGAUUUCUUGCCCCAGUUAAAUUGUUAUUUACAGAAUGUGAUUGGAUAAUUAAAAUUAAGAUAUUGGGGGGUGUUAGAGACAGUAUUAAGAUACACCUUUGCGUACUACCUACACACUUUUUAGAUAGAUGCACAGUAGGCUACUAGAAAACAAAGAUAUAAAAGAUGAACUAUUGAAUAAGAAUGAAAUAACUUUAUCGAAGCAAAUGGUCGUUAUAUUUCUAACAACUGUAAAAUCUAUUUUCAAAGAAUUAUACAUAUAACCUUCAUGAUACAGAAGUGCUGAUUCAGCUACCGAAAUAUAUUUCAAUAUUGUUUAGAUUAUGGACCCCUGUAAUACUUGCAUAUCUGACUGUUUUAAUAAUCAUAAAAAUCCAUUUUCAGGCAUUGACCAAGCUAAAGACCAAAAAAAAAAGUUAAAAAUAUCUAGUAGUAAAAUUGUCCUUUUGAAACAAUGAACAAGAUAUGAUAUUUAACCCUGCUCAGAGACACAGCUGAUAUCACUUUUGGGCCUAAGGAUGUGUUGCCUCACUGAAUCUAAUUGCAUUACUAAAAUACAUUGCUGAAAAAUAGAUGCUGAUUUCAGAAAAAUCAUUCCUAUUACUGAGGUUUUGUAUUUUGAUAGUGUAGUGGCAAGAUAAAUGGAGACCUCAGUCUGUAGUUUGUUUCUAAUAUUAGCUGUUACUGUUUUGAAACAAAUGUUAUUUUAUUCUAGUAAUGACCCCUUUUAACUCUGCUGGUUACUCCAAGUUGAGUAAAUAGAUUGCAUUUGCCAUUGCAGCUCAACAUUAAUAGCUUCCACAGUUUUAUUCCUCUGUUUUUGAGGACUUCAAAAACAUUAUCAUUCACUGAAGUUCCUAAUCUAUAACAUGCAGUCAACCCUGAACUUGUGUGGGAUCUGCUGUGCCAGCUGGUUCCCUGAAAGUGGGACCUGAUGGGAUUAAUCUGAGAAGUGCUGGCAGAUGUUGUUGCAAGACCUCUAGCAAUUGUUUUUCAAAUGUCUUGGGAAUCUGAAGAGGACACAGGUGACUGGGAGCUGGCAAGCAUCUGCAUUUGCCAUAGCACAUUGUGUCUUGCUUCCUCUUCUUACAUUAUGGAUAGAGAUCAGAGGUACCAGCAUUGUUUUUUAAAUAUAAAAAACAUAAGUCAAAGGAAAUGAAGUGAUAUAUAUAUAUGGUGUAUUAACAUAAUUGGUGAUUGUGACUCACGGGUUGAAUAAGUAGUUCCGUUUCAUUAGGUGACUUCUAAUUACCCAUGCCUGGUGACAUCCAACUGUAAGUCUGUCUUAGUUAAAAUACAUCCAUUCUCUGAAGGCCUAUUUUUGUCAUGGAAGCUUCUUACAGCAUCCUAUUGUAUAACAUAAUGAUGUUCUCACCUCAAAACUUGCAUGUGAGAAUAUGAUGCUGUUAAUUUUUUACUAGCAUGACACCUCAGUCUUGCUGAUUUUUCUGUACAAAGGAACUCGUGACCUAAUCCAAAGUUUCCCUUUUUUUCUCACGAGAUAUAAAAUAAAGAUGAUACACCUGAACAAAAUCCAGGUGAAACACUGAGUCAGACUUCUAUUUUUAGGACAUUUUACCCACUUUUUAUCAGUGCAAAUGGAUCUUAAAACAUCUGGGACUGUGCUGUCUUGAAUUCAGUUUAAAAUUUUAUAAUCACAGAUUUCAUGUAUUGUUUGAAAAUUACCUCGUAUCAAUAUUUCACAUUAAUACAUGAGAAUUUAAAGUAAUUCAUCAAAAAUAAUACUCAGAUUAUUUUUUUUUCUGGGAUUUAGUCAGAAUUCAGAGUAAAUGGGCCUGGAAGGUAAUUAAGUUACUUCCCUUCUUUCAUAAGUUCUUCUCCUCCUAACUUUGACACUGAUCAUGAUCAUGCAAACAUGAAUCAAUGAUUAAUGUUUUAAACAUUGCUAAGAUCAUUGAAGUGCCUUUGUCCACUGUAGGGGCUACUGACCACUGAAGGCCACCCCUCCCCAAAUAUGCCUUCGGACAGGAAUUUGGACUCUGAUGGGAGCUUGAGAUAAGAUAAAGGUGGCACUUUUGUCCAAAUAUCUCAGGUCUAAGGAGAAGUGAACAAGGCUGAGGGAGAAGAAUGAAUUCACAAGGGAAGCCAAACUCAGCAGCUGUGCUGAAAAUCAUCUCUGCCUGGGUUCAUGGUGGGAGAGGCCACAGCCCACAGGCUCAUCUGCUGAGGCCAGGUUUGUACACACUCACCCUGCUGCCCAGGCAGAGGAGGAGAGUUUUUGGGGGUGUGACAUAAGCAGUGAACACCCAUAUACAAACUGUCUCAGCUGUAAAAUCUCCCAACAACAACAGUAAGGGGAAAAAAAAAAAAACAAACCAAACCAACAAAACACAAAAAUCUUUUUUUCCAACUGUUUGGACCUUAUAUGAUAAAAAGGACCUCUGAGAAAUUUCUCAGAAAUUAUGAGGUCUCCAUAAAGAAAAAUUAAUCAAAAUGUAUGCCCAGAGGAGAUACUGCUCAGCAUUUGCUGAUAUCAUCCAAUAAAUCUUCUAAAUAUUAUUUCAAUUUAAGAUCAGAUUAGAUUUUAUUGCCUGGAAAUUGUCAGUUUUAAUUUGAGUGCUUUUAAGAGUGAUAUCUAUACAAGGAUUUAUUUUGUUUCAUUAAAAAACACCUAUGAAUUUUCUUUCUUUUAUGUGUUUCUUUUUUCGAGAAUUUAAUUAUAAUUUUUUACCCCUGGAAAUUGUGUAAACAUAGUUAAUCAAGCAAUAUAUGUUUAUAUAUAUAUAAAAACUGUGACAGCAGAAUAAUUUUCAUGCCUUGUAUAUCAGCUAUAUAGAGUUGAAGUCAAUUCUUACUACUGUUCCUACUUCCCCUUCAUAUAAUUUUUCAUGAGCUGGAAAUGUGCAAGUCUAUUUGAACACUUUAAUGUUUAUGAAAUUGGAGUGGAAAAUUUGCUAAAGCUGCUUUACUUAUUUCUUAAUUUAAGACAAGCAGAAGUUCAUCAGCACAAUCUGUUUAUGUUUUAUCAUCCUCAUGAAAGUUCAUGAAGACCUACAAACUACACAAGUAUUUAAUUAAACUUUUAUAUGGCAUUAAAUUCUCAGCACAAAAUUAAUGUGAAAUAUUUGGGGAAAUGUGUUAUGAAAACAUAAUAAAACUCUCAAAGAUUU
Pyrgilauda ruficollis (rufous-necked snowfinch) is the source of this 12923-nucleotide messenger RNA. It is a transcript of the gene SLC16A7, whose product is annotated as solute carrier family 16 member 7. Gene Ontology annotation, molecular function: monocarboxylic acid transmembrane transporter activity. Lineage: Eukaryota; Metazoa; Chordata; Aves; Passeriformes; Passeridae. The transcript has 5 exons. The record is from RefSeq and is a predicted model, not a curated record. Gene Ontology annotation, biological process: monocarboxylic acid transport; transmembrane transport. Gene Ontology annotation, cellular component: membrane. Bases 696 to 2138 code for a protein of 480 amino acids.